Messenger RNA from Bufo gargarizans (Asiatic toad), 3348 nucleotides. It is a transcript of the gene ZNF652, whose product is annotated as zinc finger protein 652. Gene Ontology annotation, cellular component: nucleus. Bases 329 to 2227 code for a protein of 632 amino acids. The record is from RefSeq and is a predicted model, not a curated record. Gene Ontology annotation, molecular function: DNA-binding transcription factor activity, RNA polymerase II-specific; RNA polymerase II cis-regulatory region sequence-specific DNA binding. The transcript is spliced from 7 exons. Gene Ontology annotation, biological process: regulation of transcription by RNA polymerase II. Lineage: Eukaryota; Metazoa; Chordata; Amphibia; Anura; Bufonidae.
CCUGGUUCUGAGCCAAGACAGGCGCGCCCCCGACACGGAGCGGGCAGCGGCCACGUAGCUGCGCGACACCGGGAACGCGCACAGAGGGGGGUGCUCGGUGUUGUGACGUGAACGGCGGAGGAGGAGGAGGACAGGAAGGAAGCUUCCCGGGAGCCAUGGACCGAGACACCCCGGGAGGGAGGGCAAGCCUUUCAGUGGAUCUAAAGAUGUAGCAUGGCCCUGUGUCCCUAAAAUACAAAAAAAAAGUUAUAAAAAAAAGAAAGCAACAACUCAGUGUCUUAUGAACAUCUUUCUAUAAACUUAACAGUAAUUCUUUGAACCUUCAGAAAUGUUGCGUCCUUCAAACCUACAGCCUGACCCAAUGGGUCAAGCAGCCAACUCCUGCCAAAAAUUGCUGGAUGGUCGCCCUCCUGAUGUUUCUGGAAUGGGACUUGAUGACUCACUGCGAGUUAGCGUUCCACCUCCGUUUUACCAUGCUACAAGUCAAGAACUUGAUCUUUCAAAUAAGCAAUUCAAAAGAGAAACAAGUGGACCUUAUCCUGUUAUGAUGGACACUAAGCCUGAGCAGCAACCCUUUUAUCUGGACAGUAAACCACCUAUUGAGGUUCGACCCGUUAAAGGCGAAAGACAAAAUUCAGGAGAAUCGGAGGAUGACGACGAUGAUGAUGACGACGACGAUGAUGAUGACGACGACGAUGAGGAAGAAGAUGAAGAUGAUGUGAAUUACAAAAGAGAGCAAAUAAUUGUAGAGGUGAACCUUAAUAACCAAACCUUAAAUGUCUCCAAAGGAGACAAAGGUGUUGGCAAGGACCCCUCACACAUGAAGACCAGUAGCGAUGAGGAUGGAGGUGACUCUGGAGACGAUGAUCAGGACAGCAAUGAGGAUGAUGAAAAUGAAUCUCGUCCUGCUGGUGAUCAGACCAAUAUGGAAUGUGUAAACCAGGACCAGAAAACUGAGAACUCCAACAUGGUGGCUGGUGACGGAUCCACACUGGCCAAUAAUCCCAAUAAUGAACAAGUUACAAGUGGUGAAGCCCCCAAACGGAAGAAGAAGACACCCAAAGAGCCUAAAUCUCCAACUGACAAGGUUAAGGGUGAGGAGAAAGAGACCCUAACUUGUGACAAAUGUCCACGUGUGUUCAACACGCGAUGGUAUCUGGAAAAGCAUAUGAAUGUUACGCACCGGAGGAUGCAGAUUUGUGAUAAGUGCGGCAAGAAGUUUGUCUUGGAGAGUGAGUUGUCCCUCCAUCUUCAGACAGACUGUGAGAAGAACAUUCAGGGUACCUGUAAUAUGGCCAAAAAGAUGUGCAUUACAUGCAACAAGACUUUUAAGAAGCUCUGGUCUCUCCACGAGCACAUAAAGAUCGUCCAUGGCUACGCUGAAAAGAAAUUCUCCUGCGAGAUCUGCGAGAAGAAAUUCUACACAAUGGCGCAUGUCCGCAAACAUCUUGUCGCUCACACGAAGGAUAUGCCAUUCACCUGUGAAACGUGUGGGAAGUCGUUCAAGAGAAGCAUGUCUUUGAAAGUUCACUCUCUGCAACACUCUGGAGAGAAACCAUUCAGAUGUGAGAAUUGUGACGAGCGGUUCCAGUACAAGUACCAGUUACGGUCACACAUGAGCAUCCAUAUUGGACACAAACAGUUCAUGUGCCAGUGGUGUGGUAAAGACUUCAACAUGAAGCAGUAUUUCGAUGAGCACAUGAAGACUCACACUGGAGAGAAACCUUUUAUCUGUGAAAUCUGUGGCAAGAGCUUCACCAGCCGCCCAAAUAUGAAGCGCCACCGCAGGACCCACACGGGAGAAAAGCCUUACCCAUGUGACGUGUGUGGUAUGCGCUUCCGUUUCUCCAACAUGCUUAAGGCUCACAAAGAGAAGUGCUUCAGGGUCACCAGUCCAGUGGGUGUUCCGCCAGCCUUGCAGAUUGCUCUUAACAACCCCUCACAAGUUGUCACCAACCUUCAAACAGUCCAUGUGCCACCCAGCAGUCCUACGCCACCUCUUAACCUUAAUACCUUGAGUUCCCUGCCUCCUCGACCCAUCCCACAUCCAUUUUCCCACCUCCAUCUGCAUCCGCACUCCCAUCAUCACCUGGCAGUACCGCCCGUUCCACACCUUCCUCCACCCCCGGCUCUCUUUAAAAGUGAGGCGUUGAACCAUCGUGGACAGACCGACGAUAGUUUCCUACGGCACCUGGCAGAGAAGACCAGCGCUACCCAACAUCAUUAAUGCCAGUGGCAGGCUCCAAGUAGCAGUGGCAGCCUAACCAGGAAUUGGUGCCCCAUUGUAGAGCUGAUUGAACAGAACUUGGCUAGGCUCAAACUACAUACGUGCCCCUUGUUAACCGCUGGAGUGCUGUCACAAGAAACAAAAAUGGAGCACUGCCCUUUUUGGGGGGAAAUGACUAUAGCGUAGAGCAGUGUUGUCCUGGUGGGGUGGCUGACUUAUUCUUCACAGUUCAAGCAUUAUUUUAACCUAUAAAUUGUGGUGACUGCAUCUACAGUCUGACCCUACAGGUGGCACCACAGGGCAUGAGGGGCUUACGGGCACUCGACAUGCCAGGCUUAAACGAGUUAAGAAAUUUAACUUAACCCUGGCCAAGAUGAAUGGCCCAAAUGGAUGGAAUCCAAACUACUCUGGGAAGGACGAGAAGGAACUUUAGGGUAUUUUCUUUCCCUAUUUGUAUACUGUCUGAAACUGACAAUUUCCUAAAAGCAUUAAAAAUAUAAAUUUUUUUUUUGCUCCCUUCACUCUUCAUGUUACAACCCCGAGAAGGUAUGCCGUCUGAGAGAGGUUAGGCGGCACUCCCAUAUGUAUUAUUUUACUACCAAGAUUAUUUUAGAGGAUUUUUUUGUAUAGGCUGAACCUAGUCUGAUGUAUUUCAACAAAAAAAGUGUACAUUUUAUUUUGUGUAGUUACGCCCAUCCUCGCACUUUUUUAUUUUUUAAUAAUCUUCCAAAAAAAGACAAAUUUCAAAAGCCUCCCCUUUUUUAUUAUAAAUUUUUUUUUUUCUGGCCCGGAAUUGUAAAAGUGGUGUACGUUUAGGAUUUUUUUUAACCUUUAAAGGUGCAGUUCACUUUGCUAGUUUCCUGUAGUUGCAUUUUUCUACUUUCUGAAUUUAUACUUUCCCUUUUUCCCUGUGUUCUAGCAGUUUGUCUAAAUUAUACAAAUUUUUUCAAUGUUUUUUUAUGUUCUGGUUGACACAUUGGUCUCAUGCCCAUAACACAUUACACAUUCAUUGACUGUGCACCUACGAGGGCAAAGUGGUGCUGCACCUUUAAAGUUUAUUCCCUUUUAGUCAAUGUUAAAAAUCAACAAUUUUCUAAUAAAAUCCUUCCUUUCCACUUGUC